Molecule: messenger RNA, 1201 nt
Organism: Microstroma glucosiphilum
Lineage: Eukaryota; Fungi; Basidiomycota; Exobasidiomycetes; Microstromatales; Microstromataceae
Exons: 3
Coding region: 35-1039 (334 amino acids)
Source: RefSeq, a predicted model, not a curated record
CCCACAUACACAUCUCGAUCUACCCUCUACCACAAUGGAGCAGUGGUCCAAAUUCACCCAAAACGUAAACCAGAACGUAGGUCCCCUCGGGCAGCGUCUCACAAAGGGCUUUGGGUCUAUCGGCCAGCAAGUGGGCAAUCUGGGACAGCAAGCCAGAGAGAGGUUUGGAAAUGUCGAUGAGCAGGACAUUACCGAGUUGCCCCAGGAAUAUCGUGACUUGGAGGCGAGGGUGGAUGGGCUGAAGAACGCUCACACGUCGCUGUUGAAGGUCGCAAAGGCUUAUGAGAGCGAGGCGUAUGAUUACCCUACGCAAGUGCAGGAGUCGGUCAAUCUCCUCUCCUCUCAAGUAUCCCACUCCGUCACCUCCUGGGCCGCCUCAGCAGCAAAGGGCACCAACCUGCCCCCGAUCCAACCCACCUCUGCUCCCGACCAAGUGCACCGCACCCUCGCCCACGCCCUCUCUCGCGCAUCUGCCUCGGGAGCUAUCCAGCUCGGAGCCUCUGCAACCAAUAUCGCCGGAUUGCCCAAUGCUGCCAACACUCCUGGUGAGACGGCGAGCCCUUCGAAGCUCGGAGAGGCACUGCAGAAGUUUGCACUUGGUCAGGAUCGAUUGGGAAAUGCUAGACUGAGCCAGGAUGAGGAGAUCAAGGAAGGCUUCCUUAAGCCUUGGCAGAGCUUUGGUACUCAGAUCAACGUAGCCAUGAAGGCGCGAAGCUCGGUCAACUCCUCUCGCCUGCACCUCGACUCCUGGAAGGCAACCCUCAAAGCGACUGAAGCGUCCGGCAAUCCUCAAAAGCUCGAUGCUCAACGUCUCGAGGUGGAAAAGGCCGAGGAUCAGCUCGUAGCUGCCACCGAAGAGGCCAUUGCUGCCAUGAAGGCCGUUACGGAGAACCCAGAGGGAGUCAAAGCCCUUGCGGCACUCGUCAAGGCUCAAGCAGAGUUCCAUAAGAGUGCGGUGGAGGUUCUGGGACAGUUGGCGGGAGAGAUUUCACAGGUGGCAAUUAGUAGCGAGAACGAGUACAGGGCUAGCAGACAGUGAGAGAAGGGAGGCAAGGGGCGAAAGCGCUGUCCGUACUGGACGAGUAAUGUGGGAGUAUGGCCUGGACACGCAGUGCAUCAAACACGCUUUUGUUCUGCAGUGCAGCUCGGCAAUGUUCUCAUUCCUCCUUCGGGCUUGUGAUGCAGAAAUCAGAUAUCAGAU